CUAACAACAGAAGUCGCAGUAGUUUCUGAACACACCGUGGGAAAGCUGUAAUGGAAGGAGAGGGCACAGAAACGCGGCUACGCCGAUCGGAAGUCGCGGUGAUCGAGGAAUGGAACGGCACCGCUUCGUCACUCCUCACGAAGACCGCCACUAUCACAGUCGCCGGAGACUCCGUUCGAAAAUCCGGUCGUCGUUUCAGUCAUCUUUUACGGAGAAUCCUAGACGCUUUUGUUCCUGAGGGAUUUCCAAGCAGCGUGACUCGUGAUUACAUUCCCUUUCAAGUAUGGGACUCAUUACAGGGCCUUUCAACUUACAUGAGAACAAUGCUUUCCACUCAGGCUCUUCUAAGUGCUAUCGGCGUUGGCGACAAGUCUGCUACAGUGAUUGGGGCCACAUUUCACUGGUUCCUCAGAGAUUUAACUGGAAUGCUUGGAGGAGUCUUAUUUACAUUUUACCAGGGGGCCAACCUGGAUAGCAAUGCCAAAAUGUGGCGACUUGUUGCGGAUCUCAUGAACGACCUUGGAAUGUUGAUGGACCUUGUUUCCCCUUUGUUCCCAUCAGCAUUUUUGUUUAUUGUGUGUUUAGGGAGCAUAUCACGAGCAUUCACUGGGGUUGCCAGUGGAGCUACUAGAGCUGCUUUAACACAGCAUUUUGCACUUCAGAAUAAUGCAGCAGAUAUCUCUGCUAAGGAAGGAAGCCAGGAGACAGUUGCAACAAUGAUGGGGAUGGCUUUAGGAAUGGUCCUUGCUCGCAUUACGAUGGGGCAUUCAAUUGCUAUUUGGUUUUGUUUUCUGUCCCUCACCAUCUUUCAUAUGUAUGCAAAUUACAAGGCUGUUCGUUGCCUUUCGCUCUGUACAUUAAAUUUUGAAAGAAGCUCAAUCCUUUUGUCACAUUACAUGGAGACUAGUGAAGUUCUUUCUCCAAAACAGGUCUCAGUGAUGGAGCAUGUUUUACCACUGUGGAUGACUUCAUGGAGAGAAAAUAGGGUUGAAUAUUUGCACCAACGGGUACGCUUAGGUGUCCGGGUUUCUUCACUUAAUAGCGAUGAAGUGGUGGACCUCUCAUCUCUUGCCCGCUCUCAUUACAAUAAAGGAAAGUAUAUCCUACUUGCAGGAAAGCAUACUAUCAGUGUCAUUAUGCAUAGAGAUUCAACAGCAGCAGAUGUCUUACAGGCUUUCAUGCAUGCUCUUGUGUUGGCAAAACUUGAUGAUAAAGAUAGAUAUACGCAUCUUGAGAGUCGAUCAUGGAUGGCUAAAAACUAUGAGGACUUUGUUCUGAAGCUUCAGUCCUUGGGCUGGAGAACAGAACGUCUUUUGUCGCCAUCAGUGGCAUGGAAGGCAAAUUGGUUUAUAAGUUCUUCAGAUGAAAAAGUUGACUAGGGAGCUUCAAGCAUUGCAUGGAGUUUGGUUAUUGUUUCUGAUCUCUCAUUCGCAAUACUUGAACAAUUGCUUUUUGUGGAGGACCUCAUAAUUUAAUUUGUAAAACCAAGAAAUUUGAGUUUAUGAGAUGUUUAUUCUACGCGUCCAAAUUUUUUUUC
Molecule: messenger RNA, 1537 nt
Organism: Sesamum indicum (sesame)
Lineage: Eukaryota; Viridiplantae; Streptophyta; Magnoliopsida; Lamiales; Pedaliaceae
Gene: RUS3
Product: root UVB sensitive protein (Protein of unknown function, DUF647)
Source: RefSeq, a predicted model, not a curated record